This is a messenger RNA of Malaclemys terrapin pileata, 5039 nucleotides long. RefSeq names its product thrombomodulin (gene THBD). The record is from RefSeq and is a predicted model, not a curated record. Bases 482 to 2125 code for a protein of 547 amino acids. The transcript has a single exon. NCBI's taxonomy places the organism in Eukaryota, Metazoa, Chordata, Testudines, Emydidae. Gene Ontology annotation, biological process: cell migration. Gene Ontology annotation, cellular component: external side of plasma membrane; membrane; extracellular matrix. Gene Ontology annotation, molecular function: calcium ion binding; transmembrane signaling receptor activity; extracellular matrix protein binding.
UCCUCCGUUUGCCCUGGAUCCAAACGGGUCUCUCGUGGCGCCCCCUCUCCUUGCUGCGCGAAAGCACUUUUCAGGGCUUGGGCCCAGAUCCCCGAAAGCCCCGCUUCGGGUGGGGCGCGCUGGGUGUCCCCCCGCCUAAUCCGGCCGACUCCCUGGGGCGGCGAGGGGCCAGGCUGUUAUUCCAGGGACAGAGGGCGGAGGGGGGCUGACUGUUUUCCACCAGGGCCCUCCUCCCUCUGCAGACAAUGAGUCCCUCACCCUCCCUCCGCCCCUCGGGUGCCCGUGAUUUGCUCCGGCGGCUGGGGGCGAUCCCAGCUCCGGUCGGCGUUUCCUGCGCUGCAGCGCCCCUAUAAAACCGUGGGCACCGAGCGAGCGGAGGCAUGACCGAGAUUUCCCAGCGCCCGGCGUGCAGGGGAGCCGCGGAUUGCUCGCCGGCAGCCCCCCACAGUCCGCCCCGUGCUCAGCUCCGCCGGCCCGCACCAUGCUGGGGCUCUGCUUGGCGCUGGUGGCCACGGCCCAGCUCGGGCGCUCGGCUCCCGCCCAGCCGCCGCCCGCGGGCGCUCAGUGCAUCGAGCACGUCUGCUUCGGCGUGUUCUGGGGGCGCCAGCGGUUCCCCGGCGCCAGCCGGCAAUGCCAGGCCCGCGGGGGGCAGCUCAUGACCGUGCGCUCCACGGUGGCGGAGGCCGCCAUCUCCCUGCUGGUCCAGAACCGGAGCGACGCCAGCCUGUGGAUCGGGCUGCAGCUGCCCCCGGACCAGGCGUGCUCGGACCCCGGCCGCCCGCUGCGGGGGUUCCGCUGGGUCACGGGCGACGAGAGCACGGACUACAACCGAUGGAGGUCGGGCGGCCCCGUCUGCGGGUCCCAGUGUGUCGCCGUGGCGGCCCCGGAUCUCACCUGGGAGGAGAAGCCGUGUGACUCCGAAGCAGACGGCUUCCUGUGUGAGUACAAUUACCCCGGCACGUGCCCCAAGCUCGCCCCCGUGGCUGGCCUGGCGGUGACCUACACCACCCCCUUCGGGGCGCAGGACAGUGACCUCCUGGUCCUCCCUCCCCACAGCACUGCCUCGGCCCCGGCCCUGGGCGUGGAGCUGGUGUGCCAGGAGCACAGCAGCGGGGGCAUGCGGUGGAGCUCCGCCAGCCCCGGGGCUUGGCACUGCCAGCUGGAGAACGGCGGGUGCGAGGCUUUGUGCCAGUGGGACGGCGGGACCCCGCGCUGCACCUGCCCCCCCGAGAAGCAGCUGGACCAGGACCAACGCAGCUGCUCUUCCCUGUGUGCCCACGCCCCCUGCGAGCACCUCUGCAUCCCGCUCGACGUGAACUUCACUUGCAUGUGCCACGAGGGCUAUGAGCUGGCUGGGGAUGGCAUGAGCUGCAGAGACAUCGAUGACUGUAAAACCAAACCGGACCUUUGCGACCAAGUGUGCAUCAACACCGACGGGGGCUUCCGCUGUCAGUGCCACCCGGGCUAUGAGCUGGUGGAGGGCAAAUGUGAGGACGUGAUCGAUUGCUACGAAGAGAAAUGUCAGCACCAAUGUGUUGAUGUGGCAGGGGGUUACACCUGCAACUGCUUUAGUGGGUACGCCCCAUCCCCCCAGGAUCCCCAUAAAUGUGUCCUAUUUUGCAACCAGACUGAAUGCCCAGCAGACUGUGACCCCCAUACACAGGAUACGUGCUACUGCCCGGAUGGCUUUGUUUUGGAUCACUACAAUGGUAGUGCAAAGAUGUGUGUUGAUAUUGACGAGUGUGAGGUAGAAUUUUGUGAGCAGCUGUGCACGAAUAAGCCAGGCAGCUACACGUGUCAUUGCCGGGAGGGGUACAGACUCUACAAACAGACCUUGUGUAUUUCUGAGGAUGAGUUUUCAGGUGAGACGGAGCUCUACCCGGAAACAGCAGCCCCCACCCGUGUCCCACCGAAGUCAGACAGCCUCCACCCCGGAGUGCUGAUCGGAAUCAGCAUUGGCAUCUUGUCCACAAUUUUGGUCCUGAUGGCCAUUCUCUAUCACCUGAUGAAGAAGCACUUCCCAGUUCAUGGAGCCAUGGAUUAUAAAUGUAGCCACAGGACGGAAAAGGAAGUGGUGCUGCAACAAGUUCCCCCAGGAUGCCCCCCUGCUAACCAGAAACUGUAAAGAAUCCCAUUGGAUUGGAAGGAGAAAGAUGGAAUCGGUUGGAAUUGUUCAAAUUUCCGAUGAAAAAUUUUCAAGGAAAGUUAUUAAACUAGCUGCAGAAAAAUAUGCUUUGCAAGAGAUGAGAAAACAGAAUGGCAAAGCAUAUAAUGCUGAGCUAAUCCCAUUUCUGCGGCUUUAAAGAAACCAGUAGAUGCCUUUUUGAUUCCCCCCUUUUCCAGACUUGGCAAUCUUUGUGGGGUUUAAAGAGAGAACUUUAUUAUAUUUUGUGCAUUGAGAAAACUGCCCUUGUUUGGAACUGACUAUUGAAAUCUGACCAUAAAAGAAGAGGAUAUAUGCAACUGACUAGUCCACAGGAAUAGACUUUGAAGUGGUGUGGUGAAAGCGACUUUCAUCCAGAGACAGUGUCAUGAGUUCUUUCCCACAUCAGACUGGAGCAAUCAGGAAGCGAUGGAAUGCUCCUGUGACAGACAUAGGUUUGGCUUAUUUUAAAAAAACUGCUAAUUACUAACAAGUAGCAAAGAUCUUUCCAUCCGUUCUUCCCCUACCUUCCAUCGUCCUGUCCUCUUUGUUAUCUGUAAGAAAUUGCAGCUCCCCACAUGUAUCUAUCUUAGGGGUUUGUACUGCCACCCAUUACCACAGUAUCUGAGCACCUUUCAUGUAAAAUCAAUAGCAAAAGCAAAGCCCCUAAUGGACUUUAUGGAAUCUCUGCCCCUUCCCCCUUUCAGGGUCAGAACUCUGCUUAUUUGGUUGCUGUUUGUUUGUUACAGGUUUUUUGUUUUUGAGGGGAGCAGGUGUUUGGGUACAUGGACUGUCAAUGGUGUGUCAUUCUUGCUAUGGUGGAAAAGCCUUCUCAUUUGAUGGUUGUGUCUUCCAGUCACAUUUCCUCUAGAGGUUUUGUUCCCCUUCUCUCACUGUCAGGUUAAAACAUCAUUAACAAAACCAGUUCAUAUUCUCCUGUUGAUAAGAACAUAAGAACGGCCAUACUGGGUCAGACCAAAGGUCCAUCUAGCCCAGUAUCCUGUCUUCCGACAGUGACCAACGCCAGGUGCCCCAGAGGGAAUGAAUAGAACAGGCAAUCAUCAAGUGCAGGGCCAGCUUUAGGCCGAUUCGCCUGAUUCCCUGGAAUCGGUCCCCGUGCCUAAGAGGGCCCCGCGCCUUAGGCGCCUUUUAAAUUUUUUUUAUUCACCCUGGCAGUGGUCCGUUCCAGGGUCUUUGGCAGCCCCGCUCUCCUGGCUGGAGCUCCGGCCGGAGCGCGGUGGCCCCGUGACCCCGGCUGGAGCGCGUCAAGCCCACAGCCCUGCUCUCCUGGCUGGAGCUCUGGCCGGAGCGCGGCGGCCCCGCGACCCCAGCCGGAGCGCUGCAAGCUCCAUGGCCCCGCUCUCCUGGCUGGAGCAAGGCGACCCCGCGACCCUGGCCAGAGCGCAGCAGCCCCACGACCCCAGCAAGAGCCCUUGGCCCCAUGACCCCUGCCGGAGCGCGGCAAGCCCCACGGCCCCGCUCCCCUGGCCGGCAAUCUGAAGUGCCGCCGAAGACUGGGAGCGCCGCCCAGUGAGUACAAGCCCCAGGAAUCGGGCCCUCCACUUGCUAAAGCUGGCCCUGAUCAAGUGAUCCAUCCCCUGUCACCCAUUCCCAGCUUCUGGCAAACAGAGGCUAGGGACACCAUCCCUGUCCAUCCUGGCUAGAGACAUCAUCCCUGUCCAUCUUCCAUGAAUUUAUUUUGUUCUUUUUUAAACCCUGUUAUAGUCUUGGCUUUCACAACAUCAUCUGGCAAGGAGUUCCACAAGUUGACUGUGCAUUGUGUGAAAAAAUACUUCCUUUUGCUGUUUUAAAUCUGCUGCCUAUUAACAUGAUGGCAGGGCAUUUUUGCCCAGUGCUGCUAAAUCCCUUGGCCCCUGUCCAGAUGGUUGCUAUGGGCCCAAUCCUGCCCACACCGUGGCAAAACUUCAUUGACUUCAGUGGGAGCAGGCUCAGGUCCUCUGUCUGCCAUCCAGUACUAUAGUGGGCAAAAUCUGAAAAAAAUAUUUCACAUUUUCCUUUCCAGAUCCUUUUAUCAAGUGUUGAGAUGAAGGGUUAGGAGGUUAUAAAAGCCUAGGGUCAGACCAGUGUUCAAAGGAAUCGGGUAGUACAACCUUCAUGAGAUUGUGGGAGAAAAUAAGCCCAAAUGCUGAGAGGACUCUAAGGGCCUUUUUCUGCUUCUAUUAAGCCAAUGGAAGCUUUGACAUUGGCUUCAAGAGGAGCAUGAUUGAGCUCUACCGGAUAGGGUCCCGUGCCUAUUAAAUAUUGAUAUACAGCAGUGCUGUUUUCUAGCAGUACAUUUUACAAUUCUGGGAUAGCAAACCCAGACAUAUAGGUGACGGCUUGCAAAUGAACUGAUUGAUAAAGAAGCAUGCAGGCUACCAGCUGGUUGCACUUAAGAAAGUUUACUGUUAAGAGAUUGAGAAACUUGAUUUUUCUACAAAAAAAUCAUGCAUCUGAAGAAGUGAGGUUUUUACCCACAAAAGCUUAUGUCCAAAUAAAUCUGUUAGUCUUUAAGGUGCCACCAGACUCCUUGUUGUUUUUGUAGAUACAGACUAACAUGGCUACCCCCUGAUACUUGAUUUUUCUAAUCUUCCUCUUUUUGGGUGAAAAUAACUGUAGGUACAUACAAAGUGAGACUGCUAUCACAUGGUAUUAUUUUUUUCCUGAUAUGUCAGAAUGAUCAAAGUACAUUUCAACUUUUGAAAAAAAGAAAGAGAAGAAGAAAUGUGUUACAUGAAAUCUAGCUUUCUUACUGUAAAUGGUUCAAUCCACAGUUUUGUAAAUGCAGCACAUUUGUAAAUAGUUAUUUAUUUAUUGGAACUGUACCCUAUGCAAUGCAUAAUCACUUUGUGAUUUCACAGGCAUACAAAUAAAGCUUGACAAACCUGGUUUGUAG